Molecule: messenger RNA, 3695 nt
Organism: Triplophysa dalaica
Lineage: Eukaryota; Metazoa; Chordata; Actinopteri; Cypriniformes; Nemacheilidae
Gene: dok7b
Product: docking protein 7b
Exons: 11
Coding region: 311-2323 (670 amino acids)
Biological process (GO): neuromuscular junction development; positive regulation of protein tyrosine kinase activity
Molecular function (GO): protein kinase binding
Source: RefSeq, a predicted model, not a curated record
UUUUCUCAAAGAGUGUGAUAGUCUGACUGUUAGGUAUGCGUGCAUCUCUGGGACAGGUGUUGUGAAUUGCAUCUGCAACUUUAAGUUUUCCCCUUUGAUCCAAACGGACAACUGUAAAAACGUUUGCCUUCCGUGUCUGGGUGUGUGUUGAGGGGGUAGUCUGAUGUGUGAAAGUAUGUGUGUGUGUGUAUGAGAGAGGGAGUUAAUGGUCGUGUUAGAGCAGUGUAGACAAUUCUGGAGGUUAUUUUGAAAGUGACCACCUCACCGCCGCGGACCGCACACACACAGCUGUCGGGAACCAUGACACAAGAUGACGGAUACGGUUGUCGUAGAGGGACAAGUCAGACUCCGGGAGGGGAAAAAGUGGAAAAAUAGAUGGGUGAUUCUACGAAAACCUUCGCCUGUAGCAGACUGCCUGUCCCUGUUGGUGUAUAAGGAACGCGGAGAGAGGAGCAAAGGGCAGAGAGAGAGGAGUCAGGCCACGCUUAGGGAUAUCUGUGGACUCGAAGCUCUUCAGGGUUUUGAUGGAGUGAAUUAUGUGCUCAGUCUGCUCUGCCUGAGCCUGUCUGUCAUGCUCGGCUUUGACAACAGAGUGACUCUUCUGGCCUGGGACGCUCGUAUUCGCUACAGCCUUGGGGAAGUUCACAGGUUCAGUGUUGACGUUCAGCCUGGCACCAAACUAGAAAGUGGCCCCGCCUCCCUGCAUUUGUGCAACAACUUGCUUGUUAUUGCCAGAGACCUCCCCCCAACUGUCAUCGGCCAAUGGAAACUGUCAGACUUAAGGCGUUAUGGCGCCGUUCCUAAUGGAUUUGUCUUUGAGGGCGGGACAAGAUGUGGCUACUGGGCUGGUGUUUUCUUCCUCGCUUGUGCAGAAGGCGAACACAUCAGUUUUUUGUUCGACUGCAUCGUUCAGGGCAUUUCGCCAAGCAGGGGGCCGUUUGGACUGCGUCCAGUCCUGCCAGAUCCCAGUGCUAACCCAUCGUCUAUAGAAGACAGGAUUAGCCAGGAGGCAAGUGAUCUAGAGAAACGACUCAGCAUGCUGUCUAUAUGUAGCCAACACAGCAGUGCAGCCUCCAGCUUCAGUUACGGUGCCUCCUUGGUAGGAGAUGAUAGAAGUAUCUCCAGCUCCUCCUCUGAGACCAGCCAUUCUGAUAACAGCCUGGGCAGUCGUCUGGCAAUAUGGACCGAGCCGGUCAGACAUCCCACCCCUAUCGAACCUUCAUCAUCAUUAUUAGGGGCUACUGGACCCAAAAUCACAGCCUGUUCUGUCAGCACGUCCAGCGACGAGCGUCUGUACGGAGCAGUUAUGGGAGGACUCCGACCCCCAUCCAAGCCACCUCAACCUAGAGGCCUUCAAGAGGCGGGACGCCAGAACUCAACCGACAGCGGUAUCGCCACAGGGAGCCACUCGUCCUAUUCUGGAAGCUUCUCUUCUUAUACUGGUAGCAUGGAUAAUGGGCACGCAGAGACUGAUGAGUUUGGAUCCUUAAUAAGUCUUCCUCCAAACUCAGUUUUGAACUCAAACACUCCAGUACGGACUGUUACUCUCAUACCCGAGCACAUGUCAUGUGUGUGUCCGCACAGAGACCCUGGAUACCUGGUACCAAAUCAAGCUCUGCAGCAUUACGAUGUCCCACGUCGGCUUGCGCAACAACACUCCUCCGUUCAGGAGCAGUAUUCGACUGCAGUCCAGGAACGGAGGCCUGAAAGCGGAGCGCUUGGACUAGAGGACAUCUCUGCAGACGCCUCUCUUAAACAGACUGUCCCAGUGAGAUUCAACUGGUGUGGUGAAGGAGCAGCGCCCCCUGAAGGCUCAAGAUGCCCAGAAUUACAGCCCGCCAUCUGUCCUGACUGUGGGGGAGGCAAGGUGGUGGAGAGGAGCAGGUGCACGACGAGAGGCAGUUCUGAACACCAGAAACCUUUUCAUGAAACUGACGAUCCUAAAGGCAAUUAUGAGCAAAUGGCAUAUAUGACUGAUGCAUGCAGGUGGCCACAGUUCAGAGCAGGAGAGUAUGGAAGUAUGCGCAUUAGCCCCGAGGACAUGGGACUGACGGUUAUUGACAGACUUCAAGGUGAUUCUGCUAACUAUGUGAAUAUACCAGUCAGCCCUACAUCUAAACGACAGCUACACUAUAUAGAGUUGGAUCUACAAAAUCGCCAGGAGUCAAGCCACACUGUGAGAGUAUCCAACUCGAGCACUAAAUAUGCACACAUUGACAUCACUGCUACAGAGACGGUACAGAGGGUUGGAGCCCAGCAUGCACAGGGCCGAGAGCAGAGACUACAGGAACUAGAACAGAAAAGAAGAGGAACUCUCCCCUGAGCAUAAAACGAACAUACCGUCCAGUGGGGUUCCUGACACAGUAUUUUGUGUAAAUUGUCAGCCCAUCAUAUACUGAAAUCUAUGUACAAAUACAAGUUCAACUUUUCAAAAUUUGUAUAAAGGUUUUAUGAUUUUUUAUGACCAUCCUCAAUAGAAGCAUUUUAAAAGUAGUCUCAGUGUUUUGGACCCCACUGUAAAUUUAUGCAGAGUGACCCUUUACAUUUUAUGCAUUUAAAUAAUAACACAUGUCUAUGGUUGUAAUGAAUUUAUUUUUACAUUAUAUACUACGUGUCCUUUUGUGGAUGAAUGUGUUAUUGUCCCCGAUAUUUACAAUAGAAUGACAAAGGUUUUACUAAAUACAUAAACUGGCUGUCGACAACUGUAAAUAUAUAUUUCCUUCAGUGACCAAUUUUACUCUUUGUGCAUUUAAACAUUUAAAUAUUUCAUAAGAAACGUGUAUUUUUUCAGAUAUUUUUUCUGACAUUUCUUUAUGUAGUAUAACCUCAGAAUAAAGUUAUCAUCUAUAUUGUCAGAGCUCAUUGUUGCCUGUCCAUGACUUUGUCACUCUGAUGGAUCAACAUUUUUCAAACUGUGUGUCGCAGUGACAUGAGGUGGGUCGUGGAAAGUCACUUGGCUUUUGAAUGACACACAAAAAAAUAGUUUAGUCCAGUUAAUGACUGGCAAUAACAAUUGCUUUGAUAUUUUAUCAUUAGAUAGUUUGGUAUUGCAGCUUAAUUUUCAUUUAUCUAGUGAAAAUAAAAACUCUUCUACUUAUAGAGGAUGAAUGUGUGUUUUUCUCCCCACAUUUCCAUUUUAAAACAUUUUGGUGGGUCUCGAGAUAAAUUAUACCUGUCUAGGUGGGUCCUGGAAUGAAAAUGUUUGGUAAUCGCUGAUUUAAAAGACAAAAACAUUUAUUAUUUCAUUUAUUAUCAAACACAAUUAAAGGCAUUAAAAACUAUUUAAAUCUUUCAGGUUCAAAACAAUAGUACCAUAGAUAAGUAUUAGUUUGUAUACAGUAGUAUUUUGGAGACAACGUUUUUAACAUUAACAAUAAAGAUUAUGAGUUAUGUCCCGACCACAUUUUUAAACAACACUUCUGCAGUCAUGAUGUGAUUCAGUCAGUAUAACGGAUAACUCAAGGUCUCCCGAAUGCUUCACAUUCUUAUAACCUAUUCCAACCCCCAAAGCACAUCUCUUUCUAUUUGCUUUGAAAUGUAAUUGUGAUGUUCAGCUUAACAGUAACGCUCAAUACUGUCAAACUCAUUCAAAUGCAAGUCAAUCAGUUUGUGUGCAAUUUCAUUUUUUGACUAUUUACGCACCUAAAAGAAUCACAUAAAUGACAAAAAGAUCAGGACCAAAAUGACCAAAUCGU